This is a messenger RNA of Culex quinquefasciatus (southern house mosquito), 1019 nucleotides long. It is a transcript of the gene mRpL15, whose product is annotated as 39S ribosomal protein L15, mitochondrial. Gene Ontology annotation, cellular component: mitochondrial large ribosomal subunit. Gene Ontology annotation, molecular function: structural constituent of ribosome. Gene Ontology annotation, biological process: translation. The record is from RefSeq and is a predicted model, not a curated record. The coding region runs from base 99 to 965 and encodes 288 amino acids. The transcript is spliced from 2 exons. NCBI's taxonomy places the organism in Eukaryota, Metazoa, Arthropoda, Insecta, Diptera, Culicidae.
AAUCAAAACAGAGCACUCAGGCCCGGUCGCGUGUUUUGUUAUUCAAUUUCACGAUUCGUAAUUUUUAUCAAUAAAAAAGGUGAAACAGUGUCCCAAAAAUGUCCAAAAUUAAGCACACAACGGAAAAGGCACUCCAGAUGCUUCGGACCCUGCCCCGGGUCUCCAUCGGCAACAUCAGGGACAAUCCAAACUCGAAGCAACCGCAAAAGCGUGGCCGCGCUCAACACGGCGGUGACAAACACGGUGCAGGAAACAAGGGUUCCGGCCAGCGUCAAAACUACAUGCGACUGGGUUACGAAACGGGAAACACUCCGUUUUAUCUGCGCUUCGGUUACGAACCGUACUACAAGGGCCACCACCUGAAGCGGGAAUAUCCACCGAUCAGUUUGCACCAGCUGCAGAAGCUGAUCGACACGAACCGGAUCGACGCGAGCGGGCCGAUUGAUUUGACCACGAUCUGCAACACGGGCCUGUUCCAGAUUCGGCCGGACCAGCUGCAUUACGGCGUCCAGCUGACGGACGAGGGUGCGGACGAGUUCCGGGCGAAGCUCAACAUCGAGGUCCAGCACGCGCCCGAACUGGUCAUUGCGGCCGUCGAGCGCAACGGAGGCGUCAUCCGGACUGCCUAUUAUGACCCGCACAGUCUGUUUGCGGUGGUGAAUCCCCGCAAGUGGUUCGAAAAGGGCGUUCCGAUUCCGAGGAGGAUGUUGCCACCGCAAGACGCGAUCGAUUACUAUACGGACGCGAAGAAUCGGGGCUAUUUGGCGGAUCCGGAGGAGAUUAGCAAGGAGAGGUUGGUGCUGGCGCAAAAGUAUGGCUACGAGUUGCCUAAGAUUGAGGACGAUCCGCAGUACGAGAUGUUGACGCAGUGCAAGGACCCGCGGCAGAUUUUCCACGGGUUGAACCCGGGCUGGGUGGUGAGUUUGAAGGAUCGGGCCAUCGUGAAGGCGAAGGGAGGCGAGUGAAGUUGAAUGUUAGGGCGUUUGAAAAUGAGUUGGAAUAGAUGGAUUUAAACUGAA